This is a messenger RNA of Ylistrum balloti, 1791 nucleotides long. RefSeq lists its product as uncharacterized. The record is from RefSeq and is a predicted model, not a curated record. Lineage: Eukaryota; Metazoa; Mollusca; Bivalvia; Pectinida; Pectinidae. The transcript has a single exon. Bases 1 to 1791 code for a protein of 596 amino acids.
AUGAAGGAUGUACUAAAAACCGCUCAUUUUCUUGCCAAGCACUGUGGCGUGAAAAGUGGUGAUCAUAUUGGGCUUAUUUGUGAUAAUAGAAAAGAAUGGCUUGAAUGCGAUUUAUCUAUUCUGUCUUUAGGGGCAGUGGAUGUUCCGAGGGGUACAGACACAAAACUAAGCGAGAUAGCAUUUAUCUUGCAGCAUGCAAAAGUAAAAGGGGUAAUAUUUGAAAACAUUGAUUCUUUUCUUGCACUUAACAAAGAGUGCCCUGCAUUCUGUAAAAAAUUAAAGUUUAUUAUUAUAAUUGAUCCGGCAACGAAGCAAAAAAUAACAAAAGUAAAAACUGUUACAAAAAUUAUUCACUAUGCGGAUAUCGCCAAAACAAGUAUUUCCUCCCAAGAAGAACAGAUGAUGGAAAAAAAGAUUGAAAAAGUGGAGUUGGACGAUAUUGCAACAAUAAUAUAUACCUCUGGCACCACUAAUGAACCAAAAGGAGCGUGCAUUACCCAUAGGAACUUUCUUUUUCAAAUAGACCGUGUAGUACCAGAACGGAUAAGCCUUAAUCCAAAAGACAUACUCCUUACCAUACUUCCUAUUUGGCAUAUCUUUGAGAGGGAGGUAAACUACAUUACAAUAUGCGUUGGGGCGGGUCUUGCGUACUCUAAACCAAUAGGUUCUGUGUUUUUAGAAGACAUAAAAAAUAUACAGCCUUCAUUUCUUACUUCGGUACCACGCAUUUGGGAAGGGGUAUAUCAGGCUGUAAAAAGAAAAGUUUCACAGGGCUCCCCUAUCAAAAAACUGUUUUUUGCCAGUGGGGUAUUUGUUGGGAAGAUGCAUUCCUAUAUUAAACAUCUGAAAAACGCAACAAUUCCUGCGUUUACCCCUGCUAAUCGUAUUCGAUUUAUUGAAAAGGCUGUAGGGUAUCCUCUGUACUACCUUCUCUUCCCUAUUCGUGCUGUGCUUGAUUUACUUGUGUUUAAGAAAAUUCGAAAAUUACUUGGACCUAAUUUUAAGUGUGGGAUAUCGGGUGGGGGUUCGCUGGUACAAGGUGUUGACGACUUUUUCCAAGCAGCAAAUAUUAAGCUACUCAAUGGCUACGGACUUACCGAAACCUCCCCUGUCCUAGCGGUUCGUAACGAAUACCGCCCCGAAUACAAUGGUGUAGGAAAAAUACUGAAAGAUGUGGAGUAUAAAGUCUUAGAUGAAUAUGGAUACCCUGUAAAAGCAGGAAAAAAAGGUGUUUUGCAUGUUAAAUGCGACCAAGUUAUGGCGGGGUACUACAACAACCCAAAAGCAACGUCUGAAGUGCUUUCUAAAGAUGGGUGGUUAAACACAGGGGAUAUAGUGGUGAUGUCGCCAAAGGGAGAUAUUAAAAUAAUCGGAAGAGAGAAAAACACCAUUGUACUUAGCAAUGGAAAAAAUAUAGAACCGGAGUUUGUAGAAAACACUGUACUCCAAUCGCCGUAUAUUGAUAACGUUGUAGUUCUAGGACAGGAUAAAAAAUUCUUAUCUGCACUUAUUGUGCCCAAUAAGGAAAUGUUGCAAAAAAAGGCACAGGAACUGGGCAUAGUAAACGAUGAAAUUGAAGUUCUAUAUAAUGAUCAGCAAAUAAGGAAUGUAAUACAAAGUGAGCUGGAAAAGAUAUCCAGAACAUUGAGCGCAUACGAAAAGAUACUACAAUUCACCCUUAUACACACUUCUUUUACUGUAGGAAAAGAAUUAACUCAGACGCUUAAAAUUAAAAGAUAUUACAUACAUAAAGAGUACGCAAAAGAAAUACAAAAAUUACUAGCAAAUUAA